Messenger RNA from Mesorhabditis belari, 612 nucleotides. The record is from the annotation of a GenBank genome assembly. NCBI's taxonomy places the organism in Eukaryota, Metazoa, Nematoda, Chromadorea, Rhabditida, Rhabditidae.
AUGGUCAGAGGUUGGUGUUGGUAUCCGGAGACUGUUCAGGUGAAACAAGCUGUCAAUGAGGGUGAUUACCGGUGUUGCUGCAAUGGAUGCAAGGCUAAGACAGGCUUCACGAUCUGGAUUUUUCUUGAUGCUUUGUCUCUUCUUUACUCAUUCAUGCAACUAGUUUCCACAACUACCGAUCGAACCACGCUCGUUGUUGCGUCACUCCAAUCCCCCGUUGCCACCAUAAUGGUCAUCUUUGCCAUCAUGUCAAUCCUCACUCUUAAACCCGUGUACAUGCAAGUGUACGGGAUUUUCUAUCUCAUCGAAGUCGUGUUGCUGGCAAUCGCUUUUGUGGUUGCCAUUAUCGGUUUGAGUGUUGUGGGUUUCGAAAUCUCACAAUCUCAUGGAAUCACCACCCAACAACAAAACACAAAGACAACCAUAUUAACAGUGAUUGCAGAAUACAUAGCCAGUCUGCUUAUCGGCGCUGCGCUUGUCAUUUGGAAGUGCUGGGUCACUUAUAACUUUUAUCGAUAUAUCAGAGAUCGUCAACUUCUGAUCGAUCAACAAAUGCGACAAUCGGUGCCUGUAGAGAUGGUUCAAACAAAGGAACCCGUUGAAAAGUUGUGC